AUGGUUCGUCAUUGGGGUGAACUGAAUCGCGUGCUGAUGACGUUCAGGGUCUUCUCUGCCAUUUCAUGUGCCAGUUCGUCCUUGAGCCAUCACCAUCAGCGAUAUGCAAUAUUCGUGACGUGUAGGAACGACAAGCUGGGCUGUAUCGCCCUUUACAAUAACAAAGAUGCUCCUCAACGGUCCAAUGCUUUGAGCAAUCGCUCGGCUAUGUUGAUCCUCCCGUCAAAGUAUGGGGUUAUGGAUGUCCUCAGCGUGCUCGGUCUGGAUGCAGGCGCCCUCUCACUGGUCCUCGGCUACUGGAGCUUGGUCGGCCCAAAGUAG
This is a messenger RNA of Pseudovirgaria hyperparasitica, 321 nucleotides long. RefSeq lists its product as uncharacterized. The transcript has a single exon. The record is from RefSeq and is a predicted model, not a curated record. NCBI's taxonomy places the organism in Eukaryota, Fungi, Ascomycota, Dothideomycetes, Acrospermales, Acrospermaceae. Bases 1 to 321 code for a protein of 106 amino acids.